Molecule: messenger RNA, 1395 nt
Organism: Aspergillus oryzae RIB40
Lineage: Eukaryota; Fungi; Ascomycota; Eurotiomycetes; Eurotiales; Aspergillaceae
Exons: 2
Coding region: 1-1395 (464 amino acids)
Source: RefSeq, a predicted model, not a curated record
AUGAACCUGAUCAUUUUACUGGUUUUGCUUCUCAGUGGCAUCUACUGCCUUGAGGGGAUGACGUUUAGUCCUUACUACGAUGACGAUGCCUCUCAGCUUCAGCCACCUGAUCCGUGGAUACAAACUCCAUCGUAUGCCCCCACCCCUGGUGACUUCGGUAGAGAUCGUACGCCAUCCGUAUUUUGCCCAUCACCUGAACAUGUACUUGAUGAACCUUAUACUCCCUUGCAUCAAUCCCAGCCCAAUCAUCUGGGUUUCUUCCAGGAGCCCGAAGAAAGGACUACGAGGCAACAUAGAGGAAAGCCUUGUAUUCAUUAUACUAUUGAGUGGAAGGUAACUCUGAACAACCGAACUGUGUCAAAGGACACUGAACAGGACUUGGCUGUAGCACCCAGUUCACACUGGGCGAAGAUAACACAGGAUGCUGAAAAUGUUAUGCGUCGAAAAAUACGUCACAACCAACGUGUGAGAUCAGAUGAUACUACAGUCAGAGUAUCUGUAAACGAACGUGGACAAUCUGAUCUGAACAAACGUUUUGACGGCACUAAUAUUGAUUGGAAACCUAUAGAGAAACAGCUCUUAAUGUGGGGAAAUCUGUUUCAUAUUGGCAAGAAGCUCAAACUUUUUAUAUCCAUAAACUAUAUAGAGGACAGUGGCCCUCCUCUUUCACGGAAUACAGAUAAGAGAGGAAAGUCAUCAGUAACUAGGAGAAUGCUUACAGAACGAGACGCCCAGAUCGAUGCUGAACAGGCUUCUGGACAACGUCCAUAUUGGCGGGAAGUGUAUCAAACGAUGCGUUGUCCUGGGCCACCCUGCCGCCAUGAAGGGCAGUAUUGCUGGCUGGACCCUGUUGGAAAGAAGCAUUACAAACUUAGAACGCACCAUCUGAGGAGACUUGUCAAAUACGUUGAGGGUGGAGGCAUCUUGGAUACGCAUGAUGAUAUUCCUGACGAUGUCCGUGAACAACUCUAUGCAGAGGAGGCACUGCGGCUUGAAAAACAAAAGAACCCGAAGCAUUCCGCAAGUGGAUCAAUUUGUCCACCAAUCAAUAUCAAUGUCCUCCCCGCGCAGUCAUCGCAAAGCCUAACAGACAGAUCUGUUACGGCUGAGCAGUCAAGCUCAAGUCCCAACUGUAUUGACUCUGUUGAUAUUCCUGGGUUCUUAGAUGAUGCAGUGGAGGAAUAUGCCAAUUGGCACUUGUCGCGUGUUGGCCGUGAGAUUUAUAGAGACCAUAUUAAAAAAGCACGUGAUGUGGCGUUGGAAAAUGGAUUAGACCUUCAACAGGUUUCGAAGGAAGACCCAGACUUCUUCGUCAAGCAAGGGGUGAUAAUUGGUGUCGCACGCCGGUUCGUUAGCGACAUUAGAGAUUGGGCCAACCAAUACAGACAUGACUGA